Trifolium pratense (red clover) is the source of this 2625-nucleotide messenger RNA. RefSeq lists its product as uncharacterized. The record is from RefSeq and is a predicted model, not a curated record. The transcript is spliced from 5 exons. The coding region runs from base 1 to 2625 and encodes 874 amino acids. NCBI's taxonomy places the organism in Eukaryota, Viridiplantae, Streptophyta, Magnoliopsida, Fabales, Fabaceae.
AUGAAAGAUGCUGAAUUUCUUUUUGACGAUGAAUGGUUAAAAGCGUUCGAGAAAUUAAAAACAGCUCUUAUAUCCGCACUAAUUAUCAAGCCACCUGAUUGGAGCUUAUCCUUUGAAAUCAUGUGUGACACUAGCGAUUACGCCAUAGGCGCAGUUUUAGGACAAAGAAAAGAUAAGAAACUUCAUGCAAUCUAUUACGCAAGUAGAACCUUAGAUUCUGCGCUGAUGAACUAUGCCACCAUUGAAAAAGAGCUCCUAGCUAUCGUAUUCGCUGUGGAUAAGUUUCGGUCUUACCUAAUAGGAUCCAAAAUAAUUAUCUAUACUGACCAUGCCGCUAUUAGUUUCUCUUUGCAUACUUUAUUUGAUUCUAAACUUGCUUUUGAUAACAUGGCUGAACAAAGAACACUAAGGCAGCUUGCUGCUCCUGAUGUCAAUUACAAUGGUCUAUGCAUUCAAUAUACUGACGUUGAUAUUCCUUUUGAAUUGAAAUCUGGUUUGAUACAUUUGUUGCCCAAGUUUCAUGGUCUUGCAGGUAUAACAGAGGAUCAUAUCAAGCUUAGAGCCUUUCCAUUCUCGCUCCAGGGUGCUGCCAAAGAUUGGUUGUACUAUCUUGAGCCGAAUUCUAUCACAACUUGGAAUGAUUUGAAGAAGGUCUUUCUAGAGAGAUACUUUCCCGCUUCUAGAGCUGCGUUAAUCAGAAAAGAAAUAUGCGGCAUUAGGCAGGGAAACGAAUCAUUGGCAGAAUACUGGGAAAGAUUCAAGCAGCUAGUUUCUAGUUGUCCCCAACACCAGAUCACCGAGCAAUUACUCAUCCAAUAUUUCUAUGAAGGGUUGCUACCAAUGGAUCGAAACAUUUUGGAUGCUGCAAGUGGUGGAGCACUUGUUGAUAAAACUCCAGCUGCUGCAAAGGCCUUGAUCGAGAACAUGUCACUCAACUCGCAACAGUUUACAACCAGAAAUAAUUUUGCAAGUGUAAAUGAGAUUCAGUCUUCCUCUUCCUCCAUCAAGGCGCUCGAAACCAAGUUUGAUGCUAGAAUUGAUGAACUUACUUCCUUGGUGAAAAAGUUGGCAGUUAGCAAAGCUCAACCAGCAAAAGUGUGUGGUAUUUGUACUUCUUCUGAGCACCCGACUGAUACAUGCCCCAUUCUACAAGAUGAAACAAUAACCGAGCUUCCUCGAGCAUAUGCAGCAGCAGCCCUUUACAAUCAAAACAGGUACAAUAAUCCUGACCUCUCCACCAACAAAUAUCACCCUAGUUGGAGGAAUCAUCAAAACCUCCAAUAUGGGAAUCAGUCACAAGCUGCAGCCCCUGCUGCCCCACCAGCCACUUCUUCAUUGGAAGACCUUGUCAAGCAACUGGCACAACGAACAGAUGCUAGCAUUCAGAACCUGACAACGCAGAUGGGACAAAUGGCCAAUGCAAUAGGCCAACUACAAGCCCAAGGCUCUGGUAACCUUCCUGCACAAACAAGUGUCAGAACCAGCUCCAGAGAGAAGAAGAAAACUGUUGCAUCAUCAUCUGCUCCUGAACCUCCUUCUGUUACAACUGAGACCGAACCCGAAAAAGAAAGAGUAUAUGUGCCACCAAUUCCUUUUCCUCAAAGGGUGCAGGAAAAUAUCAAGAAGACAGUUGAGGAAGACAAGGAGAUUUUAGAUGUAUUCAGAAAAUGUGCGGUUAACAUUCCUCUCCUUGAUGCAAUUAAACAGAUUCCUAAAUAUGCAAAAUUCCUGAAAGACUUGUGCACACACAAGAGGAAGUUGAAGGGAAAUGAGAGAGUCAGUUUGGGACGAAAUGUUUCUGCUUUCAUUCAGCCCAAAACUGGUUCCUCAGCUAAUGUCUCAGUUCUUAGUCAGACCAUGCCAGAAAAGUGUGAUGAUCCAGGAGUUUUUGGUAUUCCCUGUUCCAUUGGGGAUCACAAGUUUGAAAAUUGUAUGCUUGAUCUGGGAGCAGGUAUUAAUGUUAUGCCUACUUCUAUUUAUAAUAACCUUGAUCUUGGUCCUUUGCAGCCUACAGGUUUAAUCGUGCAAUUAGCAAACAGGAGCAAUGCCCGCCCUGCUGGGAAGGUAGAAGAUGUCCUGGUGCAAGUUAAUGACUUGAUUCUUCCUGCAGAUUUCUACAUUCUAGACAUGGAGGGAGAAACUAAUUCCAGCAGGGCACCCAUCAUUCUAGGCCGACCAUUCAUGAGAACGGCAAGAACAAAAGUUGAUGUUUAUGAUGGAACCAUGUCCAUGGAGUUUGGCGACAUUGUCGCUAAGUUUAACAUUUUUGAUGCCAUGAAACAUCCCGUGGAAGAACAUUCUGUUUUUUAUAUGGAUUUAGUUACUAACACUAACCUUUGCCCUGUUUGUGCUAAGAUUGAAUCUGAUUUGCAGGAUAAUAACAUUCAUACAGGUGAAGUUGUUGUCAAUGAGGCAGUCUGUACGGUUAAAGUUCUUGACAUUCCGGCUGCCCCAACCAAACACUCCCAUGAUAAAGAAAAGACUACGCACUUCCAUGAUAAGAUGAUUUCCAAAAAGAAAUUUUCUGUUGGCCAAAAAGUCUUGCUGUUUAAGUCUCGCCUGAAAGAUAUGAAAUUAAAAGUACAGGUACUGGCAAGGUUUUCAAAGCAAAAGGACAGCGGUUGA